AUGCGCCACCUAGAGUCGACGACGCAGGCCACCGUCGAUGCGCUCUACAAGAGGGGCCAGAAAGCUGUAACGUACAUGCAGCAACAGCAGAGCGUCAACACUGAACAACUGCAGAGUGAGAUCCAAAGGUGUGCCGAGUCGUGUCGAAGGCUAGAAGGCGAGAAUGCGAUGCUUAGAGCCAAUCUGGAGGCACUGAUGAGACACCUGGCCGUUCUGCUGAGGCCUUCUGCCCCGUCAGAGCCCGCCGGCACGCAGGCCUCGCAGGCACUUGAUGAACUGGAAACGGCAUCACCUGCGCACCGCGAUCCUGACACAGACGAGGUGGCCGAUGUUGCUGCCGGAUCCGGGGAGAGCGGCAGCCUGGCUUCGACGCAAGCGGAGACUCCGUCGGAGACGCCUGGAGCUUCUGAGGUUUUCACCCUGACACUACGAAGAGCUGACACCGUUCCUGUUGGACUCCAUGUCACAGGCGAGGACGGCCUUCUCGUGGAACGAGUGCUACCAGGGGGUGCCGUCGAGGCCUGGAACCGACAGUGCCCCGGCGUUCGUGAGAUCCGCGUCGGUGACCGCAUUGUCAGCAUCAAUGGCCAAGACGAUGCCGAGGCUAUGCGGACGGAGUGCCUUACAAAGUACCUCCUCAGGAUGACAGUGCAGCGCGGCAGCGGCGGCCUCCGAGCAGAGGCGGACGAGUUUGUCCCGCAGGCCUAA
This is a messenger RNA of Symbiodinium sp. CCMP2592, 708 nucleotides long. NCBI's taxonomy places the organism in Eukaryota, Dinophyceae, Suessiales, Symbiodiniaceae. The record is from the annotation of a GenBank genome assembly.